Elephantulus edwardii (Cape elephant shrew) is the source of this 1370-nucleotide messenger RNA. RefSeq names its product zinc finger protein 3 (gene ZNF3). The coding region runs from base 141 to 1370 and encodes 409 amino acids. Gene Ontology annotation, biological process: regulation of transcription by RNA polymerase II; central nervous system development. Gene Ontology annotation, cellular component: nucleus. The transcript has 4 exons. Lineage: Eukaryota; Metazoa; Chordata; Mammalia; Macroscelidea; Macroscelididae. Gene Ontology annotation, molecular function: RNA polymerase II cis-regulatory region sequence-specific DNA binding; DNA-binding transcription factor activity, RNA polymerase II-specific. The record is from RefSeq and is a predicted model, not a curated record.
GUUCUUUGUUCUGUCCAGGGAGUGCGGGUUAGUGACAGGGUCCGGCAGGGCCUGGUCCGUGUCAAGCCCCCCUAAUCACCCGUCCCUACCCUUAGGCUCUUCCUUCGAAAGUUCCUGGCAAGGACAGUUUAGGGAAUGAGAUGUUAGCCGCCGCACUCCUAAAGGCCAAGUCCCAGGAGUUGGUGACAUUUGAGGAUGUAGCUGUCUAUUUUAUCCGGAAGGAGUGGAAACGUCUAGAACCAGCACAGAGGGACCUCUACAGGGAUGUAAUGCUGGAGAAUUAUGGGAAUGUGUUCUCACUAGAUGGAGAGAACAGAAGUGAGAAUGAUCAAGACAUUUCUGAAGAAACAGGAGCACAGGGUGUGCUCUUGGGAAGAUUCCAGAAGGGUAUUUCUCAGGGUCUUAAGUUUGAUGAAGCCUUUGAACAAGAAGUCAGUCUAAAGCAGCAGCUGGAGAACGCCUCUGGGGCAAAACUGACUAGGAAGAUACAAGGUUUCCGUCAAGUGGAAGCAGAGGGGAAGCUAACCCACGUGGGAGAGAGAAGUGAGAAAUAUGAUUUGGGGAAUAGCUUCACUGUGAGUUCCAACCAUAUUUCACAUCAGAGACUCCCUAUGGGAGACAGACCCCACAAGUGUGAUGAAUGUAGCAAGAGCUUUAAUCGAACUUCAGACCUUAUUCAGCACCAGAGAAUCCACACUGGGGAAAAGCCUUAUGAAUGUAACGAAUGUGGGAAGGCCUUCAGCCAGAGCUCACAUCUUAUUCAGCACCAGCGAAUCCACACUGGCGAGAAACCUUACGAAUGUAAUGACUGCGGGAAGACCUUUAGCUGUAGCUCUGCUCUUAUCCUUCAUCAGAGGAUCCACACUGGAGAGAAACCGUAUGAAUGUAAUGAAUGUGGGAAGACCUUUAGCUGGAGCUCCACCCUUACUCAUCAUCAGAGAAUCCACACUGGAGAGAAGCCCUAUGCUUGCAAUGAGUGUGGGAAAGCCUUCAGCAGGAGCUCCACCCUUAUUCAUCAUCAAAGAAUUCACACUGGAGAGAAGCCCUAUGAAUGUAACGAGUGUGGGAAGGCCUUUAGCCAAAGCUCUCACCUCUAUCAGCACCAGAGGAUCCACACUGGAGAGAAGCCCUACGAAUGUAUGGAAUGUGGAGGAAAGUUUACCUACAGUUCAGGCCUUAUUCAGCAUCAGAGAAUCCACACAGGGGAAAAUCCCUAUGAAUGUAGUGAAUGUGGGAAAGCUUUCAGGUAUAGCUCAGCUCUUGUUCGCCAUCAGAGAAUUCACACUGGAGAGAAGCCUUUGAAUGUAAUCAGCGUGAGCAAAAGUUCUCUCAGAGACACUGCUGAAUUCAACAUCCAAGAAUCUACAUGA